Molecule: messenger RNA, 2940 nt
Organism: Vicugna pacos (alpaca)
Lineage: Eukaryota; Metazoa; Chordata; Mammalia; Artiodactyla; Camelidae
Product: 5-hydroxytryptamine receptor 5B
Biological process (GO): positive regulation of MAPK cascade; adenylate cyclase-activating adrenergic receptor signaling pathway
Cellular component (GO): plasma membrane
Molecular function (GO): G protein-coupled serotonin receptor activity
Source: RefSeq, a predicted model, not a curated record
CCCGCAACGCGCGCCAUGGAAGAGGCUAACCUCUCUGCGGCCACUACCGGCGUCGCUCUUCCCCUGGGACCCGAGGCCUGCAGCAGCAGCCCAAGCCCGGGCGGGGUGGCGGGAUCAACCCCAGGCGGCCCCUCCCUGCCUGGCCGAGAGCCUCUCUUCUCCGUCUUCACCGUGCUGGUGGUGACGCUGCUGGUGCUGCUGAUCGCUGCCACCUUCCUGUGGAACCUGCUGGUUCUGGCCACCAUCCUGCGAGUCCGCGCCUUCCACCGUGUGCCGCAUAACUUGGUGGCCUCGACGGCCGUGUCGGACGUGCUAGUGGCCGCGCUGGUGAUGCCCCUGAGCCUGGUGAGCGAGCUGUCUGCUGGGCGACGGUGGCGGCUGGGCCGGAGCCUGUGCCACGUGUGGAUCUCCUUCGACGUGCUGUGCUGCACCGCCAGCAUCUGGAACGUGGCGGCCAUCGCCUUGGACCGCUACUGGACCAUCACGCGCCACCUGCAGUACACGCUGCGCACCCGCCGCCGCGCCUCGGUGCUCAUGAUCGCGCUCACCUGGGCGCUUUCCGCGCUCAUCGCCCUCGCGCCGCUGCUCUUCGGCUGGGGCGAGGCGUACGACGCUCGGCUCCAGCGCUGCCAGGUGAGCCAGGAACCCUCCUACGCCAUCUUCUCCACCUGCGGCGCCUUCUACCUGCCGCUGGGCGUGGUGCUAUUUGUCUACUGGAAGAUAUACAAGGCGGCCAAGUUUCGCUUCGGUCGCCGCCGCAGGGCUGUGCUGCCGCUGCCCGCCACCGUGCAGGUGAAGGCGGCACCUCAGGAGGCAGAGAGGAUGUUCACGGUGCGUGGGCCCCGGGGGUCCUCGCAGACGAGCGGAGACUCGGGGCGGGAGCAGAAGGAGAAGCGGGCGGCGGUGAUGGUGGGUGUUCUCAUCGGCGUGUUUGUGCUGUGCUGGAUCCCCUUCUUCCUGACGGCGCUCAUCAGCCCCCUCUGUGCCUGCAGCCUGCCCCCCAUCUGGAAAAGCAUAUUCCUGUGGCUUGGCUACUCCAAUUCUUUCUUCAACCCCCUGAUUUACACGGCGUUUAACAAGAACUACAACAAUGCUUUCAGGAGCCUUUUCACCAAGCAGAGAUAAACCCAGGGCUUGGAGAGACACGUGGGUAGGGUUGUCGGGAGGGAACUGGAACUUUUCCCCUUCACCAGUGGUCUGGGCAGGAACCUUCCCCCAACAGCUGAGCAUCAAUGGUGUUUGGGAACCAUCCCAUCUGGGCCUGGACUGAAGGAGCCAAAGGCACAUCUUUUCUCUCUGGCCCAAAUUAACCUGACACCACCAAAAUAUUCUAAGAGAUAACUGUAUUAAAAUUGUGCAAAGAAAUAGUACCCAUAGCAUUUACAUCCUGAAACCGGUACCUGGUUUAUACCCGAUAAAAAUCAAACAAGAGCACGUAAAGUAGCAUGCACAGAGUUCAGAGAAAAUCAGGGUGACUAAAAGGGGAAAGAAAGGCAAUUAGGGACAGGAGACAUCCUGUAAAGCAGGACACUCCAACGACAUCUCCUGCAGGAGGCUCUGAACGCCGAGUCACUGGUAGGAUGGAUACAGCGCGGCAUCUCGGAUAGGCUGCAAGGUUAGCUGCUGCUCUGGUAAAUUUCCAGAAUAUAAUGUGAGGUAGUUUUCAGUAAAGAAUGUAAAGCAGUGGUCCCUGACUACUCAUCAUAAAACUGCAGCCAUCACCACCAAACCAGACAUUCCAGAUCCUUCUGCGAUAUAGUUUAAGCAUUUACCUGUUUGCUUUUCCCACUGGAGUGUAGCUUUAGGAAGACAGGUCCCUUUGCCUGCCGAGGACACUAAUGUAUCACUGGGGCCUGAACCAGAGCAGGAGCUCAAACAUUUGUUGGUUGAAUGAAUGCGUGAACAGAGAUCUAGUUUUCUCACGGAAUAAGAAAUAUGGAGGCAAGCAGUGCCCAGGUUGGUUCGGAAGCUUGUCCUGCCUUCAGGGAGCCAGGAUCUUUACAGCCUUUCGCUUUGCUGAGCUCUGUGUGCCGGGAUGUCACUCCUCAUCGGCUCAAAAUAGUGAAGGCUGCUCCGGCCAUCUCGUCCUUCCCCGUCCAACCUGCGACAACCUGCUCCCCUCAUGCAUCUCGUGCUGACUACCAGUAGGAAGGUGUCCUCCCUACUGGCCAUGACUGGGCUAUGCGUCUGUAAAUUGAUUCCUGAACAGAAAUGAGUUCUCAUCACUGUUUUAGAAUAGCAGACAUGAGUUCUGCUGGUCAGGAAAGGGGUGGGGAGAGGAUCAUGCACACACAGCGGGUUUCCACACAAUACAGGCACGGCUUGCCUUGGACCCUGGCUCAGGGGUACCACCUCCAUCUUUUGCAGCCCAACAGCCAGGGGCAAGGGGUCGUGUGGUGAAUCUCCCGAGACACAGGCACCCUUGAGCAGCCCUGGUCUGUUCCCAGGAUGCAGCCAUAUCACCAUCCACUUCCGCACCCGUCCCCCUCGUGGCCACCCUGACCCUCACCCAGUCAGAGCAGAACCACGCUCACUGCUCUGUCCCCCCAGAGCUGCUCCUCCAGAAGAGGAGAGCCCCUCUUUUCGCUUCCCUAUUUCCCCGGACUCCCAAGAAGAGGAGAGCUUACCUACUUUUGGCUCAAGGGUUUUCAAUUCCUCAGGAAAGCAGAUUUACUGAGCGAGAAUCUGAUGUCACGUUUCCAUUUUUUAAGAAAAGUAAGCAAAGUUAAAAUCGAAAAACUUCAUCUUGUUGAAUCCACAAUACGUGUACACGGUACAAAAGUCAAAAGGUACAAAAGGUCGACAGUGAAGAGUAAUUCCCAGCCCUCUUCCCAGGAGCCAGAGGUGCCCUGUGCACAUGCACGUGUAUAUACACACAGCCACAGACACACGUGUUUCUCCGCCUCCUUUCUCUUUUUAGAAGCAAACACAAGAGCCUCU